UAUUCAUUUUGAAGCACUUCUUCUCAUCUGUUUUUUAACCAUGGCUUGCCAUCAUUUCCCUUUCUUUAUACUACCAUUUUUGCUGGUCACUUUGUCACUGAUAAGCAGCAACACAAUCUUGGUUGGUGCCCGACAUCUUUCAGAGACAUCCUUACGUGAGAAACCUGAGCUUCCUAAACUGGAAUGGCCUGAUAUACCUCCCUUCCCCAAGGUUGAAUUCCCAAAGCCUGAGUUGCCAGAAGUUCCAAAGCCAGAAAUACCAAAAAUGCCUGAGUUGCCAAAGCCUGAAUUGCCCAAAGCUCCUGAGUUUCCAAAAGUGCCAGAGUUGCCCAAGUCGCCUGACUUGCAAAAACCUGAAGAAGCCAAAGUUCCAGAGUUACAAAAGCCAGAAUUACCUAAAGUUCCUGAGUUGCCAAAACUUGAAUCGCCAAAAGUUCCCGACUUACCAAAGCCUGAAUGGCCAAAACCUGAGGAGCCCAAGGUUCCUGAGUUGCCAAAGCCUGAAUUAUCAAAGUUUCCUAACUUAACAAAACCUGAAGAAACCAAAUUUUCGGAGUUGCCAAAGCCUGAAUUGCCCAAGUUGCCUGACUUGCCGAAGGAAGAAGUGCCCAAGUUGCCUGACUUGCCAGAGAAGUUGGACCUUCCUGAGCCUCAGCUGCCUGAGGUGCCUAAAGUUGAAGUGCCACCUUUGCCUCAAGUAUCAACUUUGUCAAAAUUUGAAAAGCCUGUAAGUGCCCGAAUGGCCCAAAUGCCAGAGAUGGAAAAGACGGAAGUGCCUAAGUAUCCUGAAUUUCCAAAAUACGAGAUGCCCAAAGUGCCUGAGAAGCAAAAACCUGAAUUGUCCAAAAUGCCAGAGUUGUCAAAACCGGAAGUUUCCAAGUGUUCUGAGUUACCCAAAUCAGAAAAGCCUGAAGCGUAUGAGAAACAAAAACCUAAAUUUCCCAAAAUGCCAGAGUUUUCGAAGCGAGAAGCGCCUGAGUAUCCCGAGUUACCCGAAUGGGAAAAGCCUGAAGUGCCUAAGAAACAAAAACCUGAAUUUCCCAAAAUCCCACAGUUGUCAAAGCCAGAAGUUCCCGAAUAUCCCGAGUUACCCAAAUCGGAAAAACCAGAAGUCCCUAAGAAACAUAAACACUAAUUGCCAAAAGAACCAUAGUUAUCAAAGCCGGAAGUGCCCGAGUAUCCUAAGUUACCUAAAUCAAAGAAGCAUAAGGCAUGAAAAGCAAAAACCUGAAAAAAUGCCAGAAUUGCCAAAGUCAGAAAUACGCGAGUAUCCUGAGUUUCCAAAACCUGAAUGGCCCAAAAUGCCUGAAUGGCCAAAGCCAGAAGUGCCCACGUUUCCUGAAUGGCCACAGCCCAUAUUUCCUCAAGCUCAUUCAACUACUAAUUCUUGAAUCAUUACACUGCAGCUUGUGUCUUCAUUCAAGGAGCAUAGAAUGCUUGGUGUCCAAGCAUUAUAUAUACAUUUGGAGUGUUAAUAAUUGGUGAAUGUGUGCAUUCCUCCAACGAGUCUCUUCCAGAGAGGGGAUUCAUAUACUAAUUCUCACUAUUUGAGUGCCACACCCAUGUAGUGUAUGAUUCUGAAUGGUUCGUUGUGUGCUUAUAUUUUACUUAAGUUAAUGAUGUUACAUGUACUGUUAAUUUCACUAAGCUUGAUUUUAUAUAUCGAAGUGUCGCAUGUAAUAGAAAUUCUAUAUGUUGUUAGUAGAAUAUAAAAGUUUCAUAUGUAUGAUUUUACUGCAUCCAUUUAAUCUUAGAGAUGUUUCUAGGUUUUGGUUUGAUACUGUAAGAUGUUCUAGUUCAUCUUAACAACCAAAGAUGCAUUGUAAUGCAGUUCAUUGAUCUGCGUAGCCGUUGUGGUAUAACUUUAAUGGCUUCCAGAAGUACUCGAUACCAGACAACAAACCAAUAAUCAAAACUCUUUGUAAAGUCUAACUCAGAGAACCAUUUGACUCGGUCCAUAAUUGAUAUAUCUGUCUGAUCACUUUGGUGACUGAAGUAUCUGAAUAUACCAACUACAUUUAUAUCUCGGAAGAAGAUGGAUUAGGAGUUAAGCUAACAAGAUAUUGGAAAUAGGUUUCCGCUUUUUCCCAAAAUGACAACCUGAACCCAAACUCACUAACCUGACAGGCCAAGCCAUACGCUAUGAAGUUAUAUAAGCACACCACCAGGCCUUGUUUUUCUCACUCGAACCAAAAGCAGUUUCCCUUCUUGUUUCAAUUCUCAAAAGAAUUAUCAGAUAAUGGCUUCUUUCUAUUACUUGUUCUUGACCUUUUUCCUGGCUUUGUCAUUUGCAAGCAUUGAUGUUUACCUGGCAGCUAGUCAUCUUCUGUAAUUGCCUCAAAUGCCUCCAAUGCCAACUUUGCCUAGAACUAUACUGCCUCCAUUGCCAUCAAGUCCAAAUCUGCCACAGCCAACAAUACCGACAUUGCCAACUAUUCAACCAUCUCUGUACCUCCACUUCCUAUCAUGCCUACCUUGCCCACUUUGCCUACUGUACCAAGGGCCACUCUGCCCUCACCACCAAGCAUGACCUCAAUCCCAACUGCAAUUCCCUCCAUUCCAUUCCUCUCUCCGCCACCUGCUUCUUCUAGUCCAUGAAAGCUCUACUCCUGUCUCUUGACAGAAAAGGUCUGGAUACCAUGGAUUGGCUUUAAUGUGUUAUGGUCGUAGCAUGUAGGUAGUUCUAUUUUUACUUUCUCUAUGGAGAUAUCAGAGGCUUUUCAGCCUUUUAGUAUCUAUUGAUUUUGAGAAGUGUU
Molecule: messenger RNA, 2756 nt
Organism: Durio zibethinus
Lineage: Eukaryota; Viridiplantae; Streptophyta; Magnoliopsida; Malvales; Malvaceae
Source: RefSeq, a predicted model, not a curated record